Messenger RNA from Chiloscyllium plagiosum (whitespotted bambooshark), 749 nucleotides. RefSeq names its product basic leucine zipper ATF-like transcription factor (gene batf). Gene Ontology annotation, biological process: regulation of transcription by RNA polymerase II. Gene Ontology annotation, cellular component: nucleus. The record is from RefSeq and is a predicted model, not a curated record. NCBI's taxonomy places the organism in Eukaryota, Metazoa, Chordata, Chondrichthyes, Orectolobiformes, Hemiscylliidae. Gene Ontology annotation, molecular function: RNA polymerase II cis-regulatory region sequence-specific DNA binding; DNA-binding transcription factor activity, RNA polymerase II-specific.
CAGGAAAGUGACACCCACAUUCCCUGAAUGAUUUUAAAAAAAUUUGUUUAAGCUUUGAAAAUCCUGACCUUUCUGAAGUGAAUUCUCUGCAGUGAAUUCGUUUGUAACUGCUCUCAGUGUCUCUGUCAGUAGUUUUUUUUGUCGGUUCUCUAUGUCUGCCUCCCCCUCACGGAGAGACUUUGGGUUUUUUGCUGGGUUUUUGGGCUUCUAUUCCCAGACGUGAGUGACACAGUUUCCGCCACAAUCACAUGACUUCCAGCUUCACGGGCCCGUGUUAAUUACCAGAAGAGGCAGGCUGAGAGUUUAGAAAAGUGAGAUGAGAGGCAGGUUCGGUGAGACUGCUGGUGAGUGCACUAAGGAUUACUUCGAAAGGGAUGGCUCAGGAUUCUGACAGCAGCGACAGCGGCUACAACAGGUACCAGCCUUACAAUGGCAAACAGGAAAACUUUGAAGAAACAAAGAAGGUCAUGCGAAGGGAAAAGAAUCGACUUGCAGCUCAGAAGAGUCGACAGAGACAGACUCUGAAAGCAGAUACACUACACCAGGAAAGUGAAUACUUAGAGAAAGAAAAUGCUGCCUUAAGGAAGGAAAUUAAACAGCUGAACGAAGAGCUGAAAUAUUUCAGCAGUGUGUUGAAAAGCCAUGAGGGUCUGUGUUCAAUGAUGGUGUCCCCAAGUGAAGAGUUGGUUUAUCAGAGCCACUCCUUUCAACAGACACACAGCAACACUCCAGCACGGCUUCACCUGUGA